Saccoglossus kowalevskii is the source of this 933-nucleotide messenger RNA. RefSeq lists its product as uncharacterized. Lineage: Eukaryota; Metazoa; Hemichordata; Enteropneusta; Harrimaniidae. The record is from RefSeq and is a predicted model, not a curated record.
CAUAUGGUACUAUUCCUCACACAAUGGCACAUAUGGGUACUAUUCCUCACACAAUGGCAUAUAUGGGUACUAUUCCUCAUACAAUGGUACAUACAGGUACUAUUCUCACACAAUGGUACAUGUGGGUACUAUUCCUCACACAAUGGUACAUAUGGGUACUAUUCUUCACACAACGGCACCACAUAUGGGUACUAUUCUCACACAAUGGCACAUGUGGGUACUAUUCGUCACCCAAUGGCACAUAUGGGUACUAUUCCUCACACGAUGGCACAUAUGGGUACUAUUCCUCACACAAUGGCACAUAUGGGUACUACUCUCACCCAACGGCAUAUGUGGGUACUAUUCCUCACACAAUGGCACAUAUGGGUACUAUUCCUCACACAAUGGCACAUAUGGGUACUAUUCCUCACACAAUGGUACAUACGGGUACUAUUCCUCACACAAUGGCACAUAUGGGUACUAUUCCUCACACAAUGGUACAUACGGGUACUAUUCUCACCCAAUGGCACAUGUGGGUACUAUUCCUCACACAAUGGCACAUAUGGUACUAUUCUUCACACAAUGGCACAUAUGGGUACUAUUCCUCACACAAUGGCACAUAUGGGUACUAUUCUUCACACAAUGGCACAUCUGGGUACUAUUCCUCACACAAUGGCACAUAUGGGUACUAUUCCUCAUACAAUGGUACAUACAGGUACUAUUCUCACACAAUGGCACAUCUGGGUACUAUUCCUCACACAAUGGCACAUAUGGGUACUACUCUCACCCAACGGCAUAUGUGGGUACUAUUCCUCACCCAAUGGCACAUAUGGGUACUAUUCCUCAACACAAUGGCACAUAUGGGUACUAUUCCUCACACAAUGGUACAUACGGGUACUAUUCCUCACACAAUGGCACAUAUGGGUACUAUUCCUCACACAAUGGUACAUACGG